Prunus mume (Japanese apricot) is the source of this 3619-nucleotide messenger RNA. Its product is annotated as putative disease resistance protein RGA3. NCBI's taxonomy places the organism in Eukaryota, Viridiplantae, Streptophyta, Magnoliopsida, Rosales, Rosaceae. Gene Ontology annotation, molecular function: ADP binding. The record is from RefSeq and is a predicted model, not a curated record.
AUGGAAGCAGCAAGCAUAGUUUUAUCCCCUGCUUUGCAAGUGAUCUUUGACAGAUUGGCCUCCCCAGCCUUAGAAGCACUUGCUGAUAUCUGGGGUGUUGAGGACAACCGCGACAGCCUACAAGAUUCAUUAAAAAGGGUUCAAGCUAUUCUUCAAGCUGCAGAGGAUCAACAAUUAACCAACAAAUAUGUUAGGCUUUGGUUGUCAAACCUCAAGAAUGCUGCUUCUGAUGCUGAGGACCUUCUGGACAAAUAUGUGAGUUUGUUCCAAUCAUCCAAAACCAUCAGGUUUGCUGAGUUUUUAACUAAACCUUUCUAUCCAAAAGCUGAAAAAAUUAAAAAGACAAUCCACAGAUUAGAAAAGACGAUAAAUGAGGGACUCUCGACAUUUAAUUUUAGAGAGCCUAGCAUAGGAGAUCGACGAUCUAUCCAAAGGGAGACUGACUCUUGCGUCGACGACUCAAAGAUAUAUGGAAGAGAUGAUGAGAAAGAGAAGUUAGUCAAAUUGUUACUGUCUUUGGAAACUUCCCCGGAUGGAUAUGCAACUUGUAUUCCAAUAAUUGGUAUUGGAGGAAUUGGCAAGACCACUCUUACUCAGUUGGCAUAUAACGAUGAGAGGGUAGUCCAACACUUCGACUCUAGAAUAUGGAUUUUUGUUUCUGAGGAUUUCAAUGUCAAGAAGAUUAUGAAGGCAGCCAUUGAGUGUGCAACAGAGGAUGAAUGCAAGUUGUCGGAGAUUGAACUACUUCAGUCUCGGCUUUCAAAAUUGCUACGGAAGAAAAGAUGCCUGAUUGUGUUAGAUGAUGUUUGGACGGAAGACCAGGAUGAUUGGGACAAACUAAGAGCUUUGUUUAGAGGGGGUCUUGAUGGAUGCAAAAUCAUUGUCACCACCCGCAGUCAAAAAAUUCCAUUCAUGAUGGACUUCCCAAAUUCACCAUUUUAUUUAAAUGGUUUGGAGGAUGAUGAUUGCUGGUCUUUGUUCAAGGACCGGGCAUUUCGAUGCGGCGAAGAAGAGAAGUAUCCAAAUCUUACACGGAUUGGAAAGGAGAUUAUCAAAAAAGUUGGAGGAGUGCCGUUAGCUGCAAAAAGUUUGGGAAGCUCAAUGCGCUUGAAAAGAGAAGAAAAACAAUGGUUAUUUAUGCGAGAUUGUGAACUCUGGGAAUCAUGUGAAAGCCAACAUAAAGUUUUCCCUGCCCUGAUGUUGAGUCUACCAGCACAUCUUAGACAAUGCUUUGCAUUCUUCUCAUUAUUUCCCAAAAAUUAUGAGUUCAAGAAGCGGAAGUUGAUUCAUCUAUGGAUGGCAGAAGGCUUCAUUCCAAACGAAGGAAGCAAGCGGCCUGAAGACAUUGGUGAGGAAUACUUUUCCGAAUUUUUGUGGAUAUCUUUCUUGCAAGAAGUAUGGCUACAUGACAGUGGAGAAAUAAUUGAAUACAAGAUGAAUGAUAUCAUUCAUGAUCUUGCACGAUAUGUUGCAGGAAAAGAAUAUGUGGUACUUGAACAGGGUCGGCCACAAAAUUGGCCACCAACAGAGAUUCGCCACGCAUCUGUUGUUUAUCAAUAUGGUGCAAGAAUAAAAAUUCCAGAAACUCUAUAUGAAGCAAAACAUUUGCGAACUCUCUUAUUGAUCGGAGAUUCUGGCUCGUUACAGGACGGAGAUAAAAUUUAUUCAAGUUUUGAAUACCUGCGAGUGCUAGAUCUCAACAACUGUGAUCUUGUUGAUCUGCCAAAUUCCUUGGGUGACUUGAUAUGUUUGAGGUAUCUUGACUUGUCUUGCACGCGCAUCUCCAAGUUACCUGAAAACAUACAAUAUCUCUUUUCUUUGCAAACCUUAAACCUAAUUUGUUGUCAUAAUCUUGAAUCUUUGCCAAUUUUGAAAAGCUUGACCGGCUUAAGACAUCUUAACUUAAGUGGAUGUGUAAGUUUGACAUAUAUGCCUUCUUGUAUUAGAAGCUUACAUCAACUUCAGACAUUGCCACUUUUUGUCUCGGGGAAAUUGCCGAAGGGGAGUGAACCGUAUGUGUGGUUGAGAACAUGGAAUUCCGGGAUUCUCGGUAUGCUGCGUGGUUUAAAUCUUCAUGGGGAGUUGAAUAUUACUCGCUUGGAGAAUAUUGGAUAUGCUACACCAGCAGACGAAGGACAACUGUUCAUGAAGAAAAAUCUUGAGUCAUUGGGAUUAUACUGGGGUUUUAUUCCGGGAUUUAAAGAUUCAUUCGCCAAACCACCUAAUGCCCCAGCUGAAGUAGGUGUCGCAGGACCACAUAUAGCGCUGCAAGCUAAACAACUUAUUAGAUGCCUACAACCACAUGAAAAUCUGAAAAAUCUAGUUAUAAAUGGGUACCCAGGAACCAAAUUUCCUGAUUGGGCUCUCCCAAAUCUUGUCGCUGCUGAUUUCACCAACUGUAGAAGUUGUGAACAUCUUCCAGCCGUUGGGAAUCUUCCGCUACUUAAGACGCUUUCUCUGCAAGGAAUGCAUGGCGUGAAGAGCAUUGGUACAGAGUUCUAUGGUGACGGUACAAACAUAUGGUUUCCAUCACUCGAAGAACUAUCAGUAAGUGAUUUUGCAAACUUGAAAGAGUGGUCAAGUGCAAAUGAUGGAAAUGCAUUUCGUAGAUUGAAGAAAUUAACUGUAAAGAGUUGCCCCAAGUUAGCACAUAUACCAUAACCUCAGUCCCUUCAACAUUUGGAGCUACGGGAAUGUAAUCCUACGAUGGUACCCAUAGCAUAUUUAAGUUUGCUAUCUGUUCUUAUUCUUGACAAAAUUCCAGACCUAGUGUCUCUCCCGGAAGGGCUCUUUGGAUCAGCUAGUCUGUCUUCCUUGAAGAUUGUGUCCUGCCCCAAGCUUCAUUCAAUGCCUUUGGAGAUCCAAAACCUUAGUUCUCUAAAAUCAUUGACCAUUCGUUGGUGUGAAAAGUUGUCCUCUCUACCACGAAGUUUACAGAACUUGAAAGCUCUGGAGUCACUGGAGAUUAGUGGCUGUGGCAGUCUAACAUCCCUGCCAGAUGGUGGAAUUGCAGGUUUGGCUUCACUUCGAACUUUGUCCAUUGAAAACUGCAGUGAGCUGACUUCUCUAUUGUUGAGUUUGGAACAGCUCACAUUGCUUGAGGACUUGACCAUCAUGGACUGUCCAAAACUUGGUUCUUUUCCAGCAGGUGUGCAACACCUCUCCUCCCUUCGAAGUUUGAUGGUUCAGAACUGUCCUUGGUUUGAUUCUCUGCCAGAAGGGUUGCAAAAUGUCAAGACCCUGCACUGCUUGGAAAUUAGUAGCUGCGACAAUCUAACAGCUUUGCCAGAAUGGUUUGAGGAUCUUGCUUCUCUUAGAUCUUUGACCAUAUAUCAUUGUCCAAAUUUGACACUACUGCCACUGGGUUUCAAGCUUCUCACUAAACUCCAGCACCUCUCUAUUCAAGAAUGUCCUAAGCUUGAGGAAAGAUGCAGACAAGGUAGUGGUGAGGAUUGGUCGAAAAUAGCCCAUGUCCCGCAUAAGUACAUUGGAUCACCUCAGGUAAGGCUGUCUAGCGAAGCGAGCACAUCGGGAAGCUCUUCUGUCCAAGGAUCUUCUCAGUAAGAAACUUCUAUUUCAUUGUCAUCAACAAGCUAUUAUCAUUAUGAAUGGAUUGGUG